Molecule: messenger RNA, 3306 nt
Organism: Paramuricea clavata
Lineage: Eukaryota; Metazoa; Cnidaria; Anthozoa; Malacalcyonacea; Plexauridae
Source: the annotation of a GenBank genome assembly
AUGCGAAUCUUUGACUGGCAUACUUUCAUCGAGCAAGCGAAAGAAUUCUUUAAAGUGAACUUUAUGCCCUUUCUACUGCUAUUGAGUGGAGGUAUAGCGGCAUUUCAUUACAAGAAAAUGCUGGAAACAAUUAGUAAGUUUCAUUGGUUAAUUAAUCAAUGCUUCACGUUUAACAUCGCUUCAGGAUUCUAGUAGCAGUUUAUUUCUCAAGUUGUUAUAUGUCAAAUGAUGCUGGUUAAAUUCAUGAUUAUUAUUUCUUGUAGAGUGUUGCCCUGCUGCAAGCGCUGUUGGUGACACAUCCAGCGGAAAAUCUACUGCUUUGACAUUGGUAGGCAAGUUGAUGGGAAUGCAUAUGGUGUCCCAGUCGUCUGGGGAAUUCAUCAUUUCCGACCUAACAAAAUCAACGAUUCCUCUAUGUUGGGAUGACCCAACCCAUCCCAGCAUACUUCGCUCGCCCCUUGUUUCCGUAUUCAAUGGUCACGGAAGCCAAACUCAGGAAAGAGGUGAUGAAAAACCGCUCACAACGUUCCUACUCGCGAUAAAUUUUGAACUGAAAGGUGAUAUGAGGUAAUAUUUAAAGAAUAUGCGUCUUAUUAGUUAGAAUACUGAUGCUAAAUGAGAAGUGUUCAUGUUGUUCAAAAAAAACAAGAAAUGUACUCCUUGUUUUCAUCUUUAUAAAGGCUUAAUAUAAUGGAAGUGUGGUUCUUUCUAACUUUCGUUUAUAUUUUGUCGAUUCGUCCGUCACAUCAGGCAGAAAUCAAAGGCAGUAUCACAUAUACAUCUCCUGUAUUUUCAUUGUUUUACCAGGUCUUUCGAGCGAACAACACCAAUAUGGUUCAAUAAGUUAUCCAACGUCAAUGGAGAGGGAGAGUUCUUGGAGUCAAGAAGACGAAUCAUUGUGCAAGCACCGACAGUAUCGUUGAUGUUAUUUCCAUGGGCGAUCAAUUACACAAUGGUACACUGGCAGAACAUAUCGCCUUUUUCAAGGCCCACAUAAGUCGCUUGUCUCCACGACUGUCUGAGAUUUAUGGAGUCUACAGGCUGUUCGCAUUAGAGGUAUUAUUUCUUUUUACGUCACUAGUUUCUCGUCAAAACGCCAUGCACAAUAUCUACUCGAAUUUCGAGUUAUGAAUGAAAUUUACCCUCAUCAAUUAGUGAUGGACGGAAUUUUCUAUAUAUGCUUUGUUAUCUUCAAGCAAAAUUAUGUUGUAAACAACACCAUCUACAUUUUAAUCCAACAGAUUAUCACGUUGGUUGACGACGAUGACGUCAUCAGCAGAGCCAGUUUCGACAAAUAUCUAACAAACGAUUUCUUGCCCUAUGUCAAGUCAUUUUACGACGUUAGCGUCAAGGCGUAUACGGCCUUGGAUGAAAUCUUCCUCUUGUUGUUACAAGCCAUUGCAACAUUAAAGUUAAAGAAAAACGAGGUAAUAUCAGUACCAGAAAGGUUUACGUAAAUAUUCAAACUGGCAAACGCCCUAAUCUAAAAUAUUUAUGUAUGUGUAGUUAAGGUGGCUCCCUACAGUUCUAAAAAAGUUCAGGUAUUUUAGGUAGCGUUUGCCUCCGGCCAUGUUUAUAUUGAAUACACUUAAUACAGGGCAAUAUGACCAUUUUUGGCGUUUUCUUUGUGAUAAAAACUCAAAAACAACUUCCCGCUUCGUUUUUCUGAUGAUCUACCGGGCCACGAACAUUCCACGCGUGCGCGCGAGUAUGACGUCUGAUCUAUAUAAAGAUGUUUUAAACUGUACUAUAACUGCAGGGAGCCACCUUAAGACCACAAGUUGCUGGCUUCUAUUAACGAUCCAAUUACAUAAAAAGUAAGAACAAACUUCGACGUUCCGAGCUCAUAUGUUGGGAAGUUUGUUCUCUAUGUUUAUGGUUUGUGCUGGAAAUCGCUAACAAAAACCUCCAAUAUUGAGGCGCUAAUAGGAACGUAUUAAUAGGAAUAUUAUGGUAAAUGUUUGAGGAUUUAAAAUGACUUUGUUAUGUCUAUUCAAUUCAGGUUGCAAAGUGGAUGAGACCAAUGGUGAGAAGCAACAAGAACAAGAACGUGUUUUCGAUCGUUUUUGUCAUCCCAUCGGCCUUGGACGUCAUUCACCUGGCAAAAUUAGAUGACCCACCAACGGAAAAGAAUGUCAGAGAUCUCGUGAGCAAGGCAGAUGGUGCUAAAGGCGAAUACAAGUCGGCAUUUCAAGGUCACGAAAGAAAGAUAAGCUGUGUCAAAGUACCGCGACACAAUUUCAGCAAUGAAAUUCUACUGCAAAUUGAUGAACGUAUGUAUUUUUGUUUUUUGCUCGCCUGCAUGUAUUUUAUUGCAGAAGAGCUAUUUCCAAAGCUGGCGUCUGCGUUUGGUGACUGGCGCCUAUCUCUGUUGUUUUACGAUGUAUUUGUUUUGUUGCAAGAAUUGUUGUUCUUUUUUUGUUCUCAAGGCAUUUUUUUCGUCUUAUUUAGAUAUCUCUUAUGGUACCCUUUAUCCUGCGUUCAUAAUUAUACGAUUUCAUAAUUUUAUUGCAAUUGUUAAAAUAUUUUUUCUUGUCUUGCUAGUUUUUGAAAUGGCUAACAAUACUGAAACUGAUGAGCCUGCUGAUGAAGAAUCCUGCAAAGAAUGCAAGAAAAAGAAAGUCCAGUUGGAAGAAAUUGAAAACAAGCAUGAAAAGGAGAAGGAAGACAUGAAGCAAGAAUGGGAGAGAAAAAUUGAAAACCUGAUGUCGAAGUGGUCGAAAGAAAGAAACGAAAAGGAGAACCAGAUUCAAGAUCAAACAAAGAAAAUUGAAACUAUCAAGAGGCAGUUGAAAGAAAAGGAGGUUGAAUGUUUAAAACUAAAAAGCCAAAGGCUGCAACAUCAAUCACUGAGCCAAAGUAACCGUUCUGGAAGUGUAACGCAAGCCUUGGACAGAAUUGUGGGUAGGUUAAAUUAUCGCUGAAUUGUGGGUAGGUUAAAUUAUCGCAAAUUCGCACUUAUUUUGCAAAUGGCCAAAAUUUUGUCGUGAUGGUGGGUUUGGUUUAUGCUCUUCAUCCAUAUAUCACACAAUCUAUAAUUCUAGAAACUGAACCGCUAGAAUGUGCAACACCGGAAUGUGCAACAGUGGAAGAAAAACAAUUGGACGACUCAGGUCAGUUGCUAGGGUCAGUUGUGACACGAUGGGUGUGGUCAUGUUAUCAACAUAUUAAACUGUACCUUUUCAGCAUCUAUUCAUUUACAUUAAUUUCAUUUCUUUAGGAAUUGGAGAUGACAUGGACGUCAUCAUGGGCAUGAAUGAAGGGGGAUCCAGCCAUCAUGGUAAGCUGUUAGGUCUGGUAGACUAA